UGGUCGGUGAUGUUGUGCUGAUAGAAGAAGACCUGCGUCCUCGCAAUUUGUGGUGCCUGGGGAGAAUCACCGAACUAAAUGGUCAAGAACCCAAUAUUAGAAGCGCCAAGGUGUUGAUGUCAAAUGGCAAAAUACUAACCAGACCGAUCAAUCGUUUGUGUCCACUAGAGGCGAGUAAAAAUGUUGAAAUUGCUACACCAACUGUGCCUAAACCUGUCAAGCAACCACCACCUCAACGAACUAAGCUAAAAGAGAAAAAAGAUAAUCCACCAAACCCACCAUGUCACAACAUGAUUACUAGAGCUAGAGCAAGAAUGGAUGCCACUACCGUCGCUGAUUCAAGGCAUUCGACAACGAGCUUGUUUGCCGCUGAAAAAGUUCUACCUACUUACCAAGCUGGAACGACCGCGGCUGUCACACCGACGAGCUUUUUACACGCAGGAAAUUGCUUAUGUGUUAGUCAAGCUUGUAUUACCGGGGCUGCCACUGAUCAAUUGAAUAAGUGCUCUUCAGUCAGAAAAAUUAGCGCGAAUAUACGACAACAAGAAGGC
Molecule: messenger RNA, 551 nt
Organism: Meloidogyne enterolobii
Lineage: Eukaryota; Metazoa; Nematoda; Chromadorea; Rhabditida; Meloidogynidae
Source: the annotation of a GenBank genome assembly